Messenger RNA from Acytostelium subglobosum LB1, 390 nucleotides. RefSeq lists its product as hypothetical. The record is from RefSeq and is a predicted model, not a curated record. The transcript has a single exon. The coding region runs from base 1 to 390 and encodes 129 amino acids. NCBI's taxonomy places the organism in Eukaryota, Evosea, Eumycetozoa, Acytosteliales, Acytosteliaceae.
AUGUCUUUGGAGACGGGUGCCAAUGCACGAAUGAUCUCUGUGUCUUUGAGAAUGAACAUGACUGGGGCUGCACCACCACCAGCACCAUUGCUACUGUUGCCCAACACUGGUGUACUCAUAACUGAUGAACUGAGCACUGAUGAUGAUGUUGACAUUGACAUUGACAUUGACAAUGACAUUGUUGAUCCAGUUAAGAAUGUGAGUGGACUUGUCAUCUUCAAACUACCGUUCAAUUUGAUCGGUUUGAUGAUGUUUGUAUCAUUCACUGAUCCUGUUGUUGUACUCAUUGUUGUUGUUGAUGAUGUUGAUGCUGUUGUCGUAGUUGUUGAUGUUAAAGAUGUAUCAACAUUGUUCGUUGGAGUGGCUGUCGUUGUCUGUGUCAGAGUCUGA